AUGCCGCCCCGCAGAUCAAGAAGAGCAGAGGAGACCACUCUGAUACCCACCCAAACACAAAGACCCAGACAAGAUGAUACACCCGAGGAAGACGAGGAUGUUGACAUGGAGGAGGCAAUCAACCAGGGCAGCGGCAGCGUUGACCAGCUGGCAAAGGGCUUGGUGCGAUAUGCCUUGUCGUGCGAACAUUCACGGAAGCCUAUAAAGCGCCAAGAUAUCAACGAGAAGGUACUCGGCUCACAUACUCGACUGUUCAAAGAUGUCUUCGCGCAAGCAAACAGCCAGCUCAUGGACGUCUUCGGCAUGCAGUUCGUCGAACUCCCCAGAGCGGAAAAGGUGACACUGCGACAGAAGCGCGCUGCCGCCGCCUCUGAUUCCCAAAGCAAGACGACAAGUAUCUGGGUCCUGCAGACCAUCCUACCCGACCAAUACCGCCUACCAGAAAUCGUCGGCCCCUCGCGACCAACCGGAGAAGAAGACAUAAGCCGAGAAGACUCGUACGUGGGACUGUACACCAUGGCCAUUGCCCUCAUCACAAUAUCCGGCGGUAUAAUUCCAGAAGGCAAGCUAGACCGCGCCCUACGACGCAUGAACGCAGACCAGACGACGCCCGUUGGCACCAAGGAUAAGACGCUCGCGAAUAUGGUCAAAGACGGAUAUAUCGUAAAGGUCAAGGAUACGGCCAACGGGGGCGAGGAGACGGUGGACUACAUUGUUGGGCCUCGAGGCAAGGUUGAAGUCGGACGAGAUGGCGUCGCGCAGCUUAUACGCAUCAUGUUUGGCGUUAGCGAGGAUGUCGACGAAGUCGAGAAGCGUAUAGAGAGGACACUGCAAGUGGCUGGGGCCCAUAACGACGGUGCGCCGGCGGUCGAGGCGGCGCCGGAUGCAUCGCAGGCGAACGGACGGAAACGUGGGCGGCCGAGGAAUGAAGCCGAUGAGUAG
Molecule: messenger RNA, 942 nt
Organism: Alternaria atra
Lineage: Eukaryota; Fungi; Ascomycota; Dothideomycetes; Pleosporales; Pleosporaceae
Exons: 3
Coding region: 1-942 (313 amino acids)
Biological process (GO): DNA repair
Cellular component (GO): nucleus
Source: RefSeq, a predicted model, not a curated record